Messenger RNA from Symbiodinium sp. CCMP2456, 1086 nucleotides. Lineage: Eukaryota; Dinophyceae; Suessiales; Symbiodiniaceae. The record is from the annotation of a GenBank genome assembly.
AUGUUGUCCUUGUGGAUGGCGGCCUCUCACAAGCAGGGCUGCUCACACCUGGCCCAUGCCUUCUGCAUGCUUCUUCUCGUCUUGGGGGUCCAGUCAGUCACGUUGCGCGGAACGGAUGACGGCCUCGGAUUGAGUCUCACAAAGCAGUCAAGCAAGCCAGUGCCACAUGAUGCGACGCAUAAUUUUGCGUUCGGUAUCGCGCCGGAGAAGUGGAAGGCGACCAGCAGCUUGCGCGGGAAUGACACCAAGAAGACGAUGCUUUUCUCCCCGUAUAUUCCUGGCAGGACUCCUCAUGUUUAUCACACCGAGGCAGAAUAUUACGAGCAGUACAGCAAAGCUUUUUUCGGCAUCACGAAGAAAAGAGGCGGCUGGGACUGCAUGCGCCACUACGAGAUCAUCAUGUCGGGCAGCAUUCCGUACUUUCUGGACCUUGACAAGAUGCCGGCCGGAACAAUGACAAGCUUUCCCAGAGAGCUGAUUGCCACUGCAAUGAAGCUUCCUGGAGUUCCAUCGCAAGCGGAAGUAAAUGAAUCUAUGCACAAUGGCAAAGUGCCUCAGUUGGACCUGGCUAAGUUUGACACUGCAGCAUACACGAAGAUUCAUCACGAGCUGAUGAAGUACGCCGAAAAGAAUCUCCUCAGCACCAGCAUGGCCGCCAAGCUGGUGCCUUCACCCGCUUCCCACAAGGUGGCCCGGGUGCUUAUCCACUCGAUAAAGGACUCGGUCGGCUACGGGCUGUUCUUCUUGGUAAACGGGCUCGUGAACAACGGCCACUCUGUUUGUGCAAGGCCUGAAGAAAUGUUGAAAUCCAUGCGUGAUGACAAUACGUAUCCAUUUUGGAUGCUGUACGGAAAUGGCUACUCUUAUGCUGGCACCGUUGAUCACACGAAGCUGCCGCAAGACUGCAGCAAGGGGCCUUUUGACUACUACCUUCUGGUUGCUGAUGGAAACAAGGAUUAUCCAGAGCCGGACCCAGAUGUCACGAAGACUGCAGGCAAGAUAAUUGCCAUCAACGCCAAUGACCGUUGGGGAGCAAACAAGCCAAUUCCGGCGAUAGCAACAGAGUACUUCGUGCGAGAAGGCUGA